Messenger RNA from Podarcis lilfordi (Lilford's wall lizard), 7253 nucleotides. NCBI's taxonomy places the organism in Eukaryota, Metazoa, Chordata, Lepidosauria, Squamata, Lacertidae. The record is from the annotation of a GenBank genome assembly.
CGGCAGCUCAGCUACCAACCCUCUGUUAACAAUGGAGCGUGUGGCGAAAGAUAGCAAGCCGAACACCGCAGGCAAGAUGACCUUCCUUUCUCGCACCGAAACAUUUGCAGCCGCCCAUAGGCUGAACAGGUAACAACAGGGAAGAGGCAGGAUGCAGGGUUGGGAGGAAAAAACAUGUUUUGAAUUCAUAGGUGACCAAGGAGCCCACGAUUUCCCCAUCCCUGGAAGGAAGCAUAGAUGUGCAACCUCUCGGAACACUGGCUGUCCAAUGGAUUCUAAUGAGUAUUUCCUGUACCUACAAUUCUCCGGACAUAAGGAACCAGUUGCCCAAGAUAGCAUCUCUGAUAUUCAUAUCGUUCAAAGGCCAAAUAGAGCCAAAGGGCAAAUGUUAACCAGGUUUGGUCUGCAGGGUAAGAACGAUGGGUGUUAUUGCAGCAGUUUCCUUCCCAAGUUCAGGAAAGAGACUCAUCUGUAACCUUUAUCUCAGCUAUGCAAUAUGAAGCAUUGGGUUUCUUAAUGUGUUCUAGCUCUCCCCACUUUCCCCUGUAUGACCUGCCCCACCCUGCAACAAUGGUGAGAAAGGAUGUCUAAGGAGGUUCAGAAGCUCUCAUAGCAGACCCUCCAAGUGUCCCUCUUUCCCAGGACAGUCCCAGACUUACAGAAGCCAUCCCGGUUUCUGAUUUGAUCCCAGAAUUUGAUCCUUUUCCUUAGGACGUUCCUAUUUUCAUUGGAGAAAUGUUGGAGGGUAUAGAGUUAUGUGACCCCCAAGCCAAGGAGAUAAGUAACUGUUUUGUUUUGUUUUUAUUGUAUUUAUAUUCAGUGUUAGCCGCCCUGAGCCCAGUCUUGGCCGGGGAGGGCGGGAUAUAAAAAUAUUAUUAUUAUUAUUAUUAUUAUUAUUAUUAUUAUUAUUAUGCAACCUUUAGAAGACAUCUGACGGCAGCCUUGUAUAGGGAAGUUUUUUAACGUUUAAUGCUUUAUUAUUCUUUAUUACGCUUUUAUAUAUCUUGGAAGCUGCCAAUCAGAUGGGUGUGGUAUAAAGAAUAAAAUAAUAAUAAUAAUAAUAAUAAUAAUAAUAGGAUAGGACAUCCAUAUUUUCUUCGGAGAAAGCUUGGAGUUUAUGUCAUAGGUUUCUGUCUCCGGUGGCCAUUCAUUCUUUCCACUGUUUACUCUGUUCAUGAAGCUGACAAAAAAAUUGUGCAACAGUCGACUAGUCUUCAGGGCCCAACAGGACUCUGCCAAUUUGUCACUUGAGCAAGACAGGAAGAAAGUAGAUGGGAUGGCGAAGAAGCUGGAGAGUAGGGCCUAGAUGUCUGUAAAAAGGGGAAUUAAAAGAGGAUUUCAUCAAUGAUGGCACUAGAAGGGAAAUGGACACUUUUGUCCAAGUCAGCUUUAAGCUAGGCAGAGGACCUUCUCGAUAGUGGUGCCCACCCUGUGGAACACCCUCCCAUCAGAUGUCAAGGAAAUAAACAACUAUCUGACUUUUAGAAGACAUCUGAAGGCAGCCCUGCUUAGGGAAGUUUUUAAUGUUUGAUGUUGUAUUGUGCUUUUAAUUCUGUUGGGAGCUGCCCAGCCAGAUGGGUGGGGCAUAAAUAAUAAGUAAUAAAUUAUUAUUAUUAUUAUUAUUAUUAUUAUUAUUAUUAUUAUCAUUAUCUGACUUGGAGGUGCUGAGGACUGAACCUGGGAUUUUCUGCAUGCAGAACGGAUGCCCUAACCACUGGGCUACAGCGUGUCAGUAUAUACUGACAAGCAGGGUUCUGGGAAAGGUUGCCAAGUGGCAAAGCUUCUCAUGGCCCAGGGGAAAAAGCAUUUCUCCCACCUACUAAUAUUCACAGUUAAAGGCACAGGAACUGGGAUUGGUAUAUGAAAGACAGCAACCUGAGUUCUGGGGAAGAAUGAAUAAGAAAUUAUUUGUAUUUGGGGGAAAGGCAAUGUGAUUGUUGUAGCUAAUGCUGCUUAGAUUGCAGACAGAGCCUCCCACCCGAGUUGAGAGGAUGUAUUCCAGAGGGGGACAUUUGAGUAUCUCUUGCAAAACACACAUGCAUAUAACAAGAGUAUUGCGGCACCUGGAAGACAGAUUAAAAGAUUUAUUGUAGAAAGUGCUUUUGUGAAUAAAAGCUUGUAUAAAUGAAGCGUUGCAUUACACACACACACACACACACACACACACACACACACACACACACACACACAGCAAAAGGCAGCAAAAGGCAAAUGGUACGAGGCGUGCUAUUUCUCUCCAGAGUUGGUGACGAGGUUGAUCAGGAUAUACUGGUAGACUUGCCAGAGAUAAACAAGGACAUGGACUCCCAGUUGUUUCACAACAGCCAUCUGGUUGGCCAUUGUAAGAACAAGAUGCUAGACUAGAUUGGCCACUGCUCUGAUCCAGCUGGCUGUUUUCUUGGACUGCCUCUAUUAAUUGUUGUUGUUGUUGUUUAGUCGUUUAGUCAUGUCCGACUCUUCAUGACCCCAUGGACCAGAGCAUGCCAGGCACUCCUGUCUUCCACUGCCUCCCACAGUUUGGUCAAACUCAUGCUGGUAGCGUCGAGAACACUAUCCAACCAUCUCAUCCUCUGUCGUCCCCUUCUCCUUGUGCCCUCCAUCUUUCCCAACAUCAGGGUCUUUUCCAGGGAGUCUUCUUUUCUCAUGAGGUGGUCAAAGUAUUGGAGCCGCAGCUUCAGGAUCUGUCCUUCCAGUGAGCACUCAGGGCUGAUUUCCUUGAGAAUGGAUAGGUUUGAUCUUCUUGCAGUCCAUGGGACUCUUAAGAAUCUCCUCCAGCACCAUAAUUCAAAAGUAUCAAUUCUUUGGCGAUCAGCCUUCUUUAUGGUCCAGCUCUCACUUCCAUACAUCACUACUGGGAAAACCAUAGCUUUAACUAUACGGACCUUCCUCUAUUAAUAUAGACAUUUAAAACAGCGUUGAUGGAAUAUCCUUAUUGUCAAGGUCAAGUGGCUAUGGAUUUUCGUUGCUCUUUUUGUUUUAAAGUUAUUGUGUUUCUUCUGUUAAAAUUGCUGGCAUUGCUACAAGAGAAAGGUUCUUUUUUUCCCUUCUAAAUUAUGCAGCUGUGAUGCAGAACGCUCAGGGUAUAACGGCCUUGUGCUCAGUUCUGGAACUGAAAGCAAAUUCCUGGGCUGAGCAUGUGCUCAGAGGCCCUGUCCUUUUGUUCUGAGAGUGUUUUGCAUCCAGUUUGCGGGUCUCGGAGUUGAAAGAAAAAGUCAAAAUUGAUGCUGGAAGCUUGCUCCUCCCUGAUCUAUGCAAAGGGCAGCCACAUACAAUAUAGGUCCAUCCUCAACAGCAAUAAUUUGGCAUUAUGAUUUACGUUAACUGGGCUGGAUAGGGCUCAGCAGAGUCAGGAAUCAUCACCAAAUGUAGAGGUGGCACAAGAAAUACGGUGAUUAUAGAAGUACUGGACUCUAUAAUCCAGGUCCUUAUAAAGUCACUCUCAGUCUAGCCAAUGACAUGGCAGCAUUGCUGUGAGGAUAAAAGUGGGAGGAAGGAUAACCGUGAAUGCCACCCUUGAGCUCCUUGGAGGAAAAGUGAGGUUUAAAUGUAAUAAUAAAACAAAGAAGACUUACAAAUAGCUGCAAAAAAGCCGGGUUGGGUAUGGCUCAAUUUUUUAAAAAAAUAAGGGCUGUUUCAGAAGUAAUGGAUCCUUUGAGGGUCCGUUUUGAGUUAUCCUUGCUAGUCACUGACAAUAGAAACAGUCUCCGUGUACAAAAGGCUUCCUUCUCUGUUCCCAUCUGCAGUUAGAUUGCCUCUCUUGCUGUUUUCAUCUUAUUCCUGUUGGCUGCUGCUUUUUCUCAACCCUCUCCCACUGUCUUACAGCAAAUCUCUGAAUGAGGAGGCGAAUAGGAAGCUGUUUGGGAAAUGCAAUCAGAGCCACGGGCAUAACUACAAAGGUAAGAGCGGUGAGCCUUUCUAGCAUUGAUGAUGAUGAUGAUGGUGAUGAUACGUACUGCCUCCAUGUAAAGACUGGAGCAAAUUCUUCUACAGGCAAACAGGGGAAGGGGAGGGGUGAUAAGCUUUGAAAGGCAUUCCUCUUUCUGGUGGGAAGAGACCCUGUUCAGUGUUUUUCCUGCUGGAAUCCGAAUGGAGAUUUUUCUCACCAGGGGCUUAGAAUCCAGCAGUGUGUACUCAGCUUCAGUUGGCAAAAUUGAGUGGUCAAAUUCCCCAGGACUGUGCCUCUUUGGGGUUGCACACUUGAAUGCUCUUCUGUUGGGGAAGAGGGGAGAGCUUGCAUGAGGAAAUGUAGCAGCACAUCAGGCUAGUUCUCUCUGACGUGCUCAUUUUCAAUGUUUUCUGGAGGUGGGCCAGCGCUAAAGCAUGCAAGUGGGAGAGCGUUACCACUUCCCCCACCCUCAUACCUGUAUUUUCCCUCAUUGCAGAGAUUAUGUGUUUCAGCAAGAGACGUGCUUUACCCAACUCUUUGCUACCACCUUGUGGUACUGAAUUGGGUCUGCAAUUAAUGCUAACAACUUCCCUCUCUCACAGUUUCUUCUUUCUCCUUUGCAGUGACAGUGACCAUAUGUGGAAAGGUAGGGCAUUUUCCUUUUGUUGCUCUUUAUUUUGAAAACAGGUUUUGUGCUUUUACCAAGAGUCUGAGAUUCUCAGCAGCACUUGAGAUAUGCUGCUGCCAUGUUUCAAUUCACCACUGACUCCUGUGGGAUCGGAUCCCUUGACUAGAGGCCGCCUUGCAGGAUCAGAACCAGUUCCAUCCAGCUCAGCCGUCUGUUUCCAACCAUUUGACCACCCCAGUGCCUUAUAGGUCACAUAUAAGCAGAGCACAAUGACCAUGUCUUUCCCCUGUUGUUUGUCCCUAGUACCUGAUAUUUAGAGAUAGACUGCAUCUGCAAAUGGAGGUUCCAUUUUAAGCCAAUAGCCAUUGAUAAAUCCAUGCAUUUAUCCAAUCAUAACCUCUUGCGAUAGUUCCUAGCAUUGCCCCCCCCACUACUGUUGUUAAUAGUAUUAUCAUAGUAGUAGUAUUCAAGAGCAGUUCUAAGUCCUGUCCUUUGAACACUCCAAGGGUUAAAAAAUAAAAUUAUUAUUAUUGAUGUCAUUUUUAGUAAAAAUAAAUAAAUAAUGUACUUGUAUGUACAGCACCAGAAAUUCUGAAUAUUAAAUGAUAAAUAAAUACCUGGUAUAAAAUCAUCACCAUUAUUACUAUUGCUAUUAUUUAACUUGUCUUACAGAUUGACCCCAUCAGUGGAAUGUUCAUGAAUAUUUACAAGCUUCAGGAAUAUAUGAAGGUAAUUCCAGAGUUAUGAACCUCAGAGGCAAAGUUUAGAACACGGGUCGGCAAACUACGGACCGUGGGCCAGAUCAGGCCCAAUUGCCCUCAGGAUCCGGCCCGUGGACAUUCCAUGGAUCGGCGAUUCUGUUUGUUAAUUUUUUCCCUGUUUUUCCCCCCGGUGCCGCCAUUUUGUUUUCAGCGCCAUUCCCCCCCUCUACCUCUCACACACCACGGCGCCUCCUCCCUCCCUCUCCCCACCCUUCUCCCCAUCCUGCAUAGUGGAGGAAGGGGGCUGGGCUGGGUUGAGCGCCAAUUUGGGCAGCGCCUCUCCAAAGUCAGCCAGCCUUCUCAGGCUACUCAUCCCGCCGCCGCCGCCAGCCUCUGCCGCUCACAAGGGCAGGCACAGGAGACACAGUUGACAGCGCACAGUGCCACGAGCGGCAGAGGUUGGUGACAGCAGUGGCGGGACAAGCGGCUUUGCAGCAGCAUAGGUAGGCAGGAGGAGGGGAGGGGGAAUGAAAGAAGCCCCCUCCGCUGCGUUUACUUCUGGGGGACGGUGAACCGGCCCCGUCCAAAAAAAGUUUGCUGACUCCUGGUUUAGAACUUCAUGAUCCCUGUUCCCAACCAGAUCUUUGCUCUUAUUUUCAGGAAGCCAUUAUGGAUCCGCUCGACCACAAGAACCUUGACCAGGAUGUUGAUUUUUUUGCCAGCGUUGCAAGGUGGGUAGCUGUUAAGUUUGUGUGCAGUCUCCACUGCCCACAUUUGUAAAGAGUGCAGGAGACUUGCAUCCAUAUACAAUGUCAGAUGUGGGUCAUGGUCCUGGUUUUGGGGAAACAGCCUCAUUGGACCCACAGGCUAGAGGUGCCUCCUCCCCAAGCUGCUUUGUAGAGACCUAGCAGGGAUGGCUAUGAGGGCAAAACAAACAGCCACAGACAGAACAACUUAAAGCUGUUACUCUAGAAACAAGUUGCUCAGACCAAAGGACCAGGCCAGAGGUUUCCAUUUUAUAGGACCACUGGGAAUCCGAUUGGCUCCUUUAUGUCACAUGGCUGGAAAGCCACCUGCUGGUCAGCUGCAUAAGUGACCCUCAAGUACAGCAAAAAGCAGGCUGGUUGCUCCCUCUUCCAGAAAGCUGGCACAGAGGUGCAUAGACCAUGCCUGGCUUGUGUAAGUUUGUCACAGCCUGAGGUUUGAGAGAAGAUCCACACCAUACAUAUAUAUAACCCACAACUGUCCUGGAUAAACCAGGAAAACCAUUUUGGGCACCAUGCUCUCGCGCAGUUUCGGGUCGUGAUCUCACACGGCUCCCCCAAAUUCCCGAUUUUGUCCACCGUGCUUGGAAAAAGCCUUCUUGUGCCGGUCAUGUGAGUGCGGCCUGGAAGAUGGUGGCCCUGUUUUUCCCCACUUCCCCAAAAGAAUCAUGGGAGCUGUAGUUUUCCCAUGCACAGAGAGAGCUACAAUUCCCAGUACAUUUCACAAACAAUAGUUCCCAGGAUUCUCUGGGGAAAGAAGCCAUGUUCUUUAAAUGUGUGUUUAAAUAUUUGGAGUGGGUCUGCCAUGAGACAUCCUGUGCCUUAUCCAGACUAAAGUUACAUCAGAGUAGAAUAUACACAGAUUUGAUUUGAAGUCAUGGGCGAGAAGCAACAGGGGUAAAGAAAGGCAGGUUUGAAGGCAGCUCUACCUUUAUGCAGAAAAACCUAUAUUGUGGAGUCUCUUCCUUUUCCAUAUCAACCUCUCUGCUCUUCCUCCAGCACAACAGAGAACUUAGCCGUGUACAUAUGGAACAACCUUGAAAAAAUCCUACCAGAUGGAUGCCUGCACAAAGUCAAGGUCUAUGAAUCCGACAGAAAUUUUAUCGUAUACAAGGGGGACUAAAAAUCCACAAGGAACAGGGGGCGGGGGUUGGCUAGGAGAGUUAUUCUCCCAUAUAUUGUAUUAACACUCAUUGUUGAUUUAAUGUGACAAACCCCUUCUCAGAACAUUUGCAAACUAUUCUGUAUCUACAGUGAAGAGAUGCCUCCAGGGC